GCGGCAGUGUGUGUGAGGCGCCGUGGGAAGCAGGAUCGCGAGGCAGAGCGAGUGUGAGCGGCUCGUGCGUUUUGUUACCUUCGAGGUGCGGUCGGAGGAGAAAAAUAAAAUUCUUCAUAUAUUUUAAACAAGAACAGUCCGCUCUGUGGCUCUGAAAGAGCGCUUCACAAAAGCACUCCCUUCCGGCAGUCCGUUUGGCGAGUCCAGUCUCGUGUGAAGCCGCUUUUGUGAGCCCUGCGGAAAAUCACGCUGAGCAACAAUGGUGGACCGAGAGCAGCUGGUGCAGAGAGCGAGGCUGGCCGAGCAGGCGGAGCGGUACGACGACAUGGCCUCUGCCAUGAAAGCGGUGACUGAACUAAAUGAGCCCCUCUCUAAUGAAGAUAGGAAUCUUUUGUCUGUUGCUUACAAAAAUGUAGUGGGUGCCAGGAGGUCUUCAUGGAGAGUGAUAAGCAGCAUUGAACAAAAGACCUCCGCAGAUGGCAAUGAGAAAAAGUUGGAGAUGGUGCGAGCAUACCGUGAGAAGAUUGAGAAGGAGCUGGAGACAGUGUGCCAGGACGUCUUGACCCUUUUGGAUAAAUUUCUCAUCAAAAACUGUAACGACUCACAGUAUGAGAGCAAAGUCUUCUACCUGAAAAUGAAAGGCGACUACUACCGCUACCUGGCUGAGGUGGCCACAGGAGAGAAGAGGUCAUCAGUGGUGACAUCCUCUGAGGAGUCAUACAAGGAGGCCUUUGAAAUCAGCAAGGAGCACAUGCAGCCCACUCACCCCAUCCGACUGGGCCUGGCUCUCAACUUCUCGGUCUUCUACUAUGAAAUCCAAAACGUCCCUGAGCAUGCAUGCCUUCUAGCCAAGCAAGCAUUUGAUGAUGCCAUUGCUGAGCUGGACACUUUAAAUGAGGAUUCCUACAAGGACUCCACUCUCAUCAUGCAGUUGCUACGAGAUAACCUGACCCUCUGGACAAGUGACCAGCAGGAUGAUGAAGCAGGAGAAGGCAACAACUGAAGAGCUUGUAGCGCCUCAGAUCACCACCAUCACCAUCCCAUUCAUAGUCAUUUUCGUCUCCCCAUCUCAGGUCACCCCACCCCACUGUCACACUGCGUAACUUGAUUCUGCUCAUGCCUGCUGUUGGCACAGCUGUUUUUAUCUGCUGUCUCCCCAUCCAAGUACAAUCAUUUAUCUAAAAUAAUGUCUUCAUUGGCAGUGUUGGGUUUGUGUUGGCAUUUAAAGCCCCUUUGCUGUAGUCACAAUUGAAUUGUGCCAAUUAUUAAAGUUUGCAAGUGAGGCAUAUCAUUUUACAGGCCAAUUUAAAAUAAAGAUUGAGAAUAUUGAUCUUCAUUCAGUACUAGUGAUGGUAGAAUUAUUUAAUGACAAGUAUAGAAUCCAGUUGGAAAAUAGCUCUGUAAUGGAUGGGAUGCUGGGCAGAUAUAUCUGGUAAUAUGCCUUGUGCAUGCAAAACAAAACUUGAUUAAAAUAACAAAUCAAAAAUAAUAAAGAUCAUGUUUAUUGAACCUAUUGAAGAGGGACAGAACUGUCACA
Molecule: messenger RNA, 1537 nt
Organism: Polypterus senegalus (gray bichir)
Lineage: Eukaryota; Metazoa; Chordata; Cladistia; Polypteriformes; Polypteridae
Product: 14-3-3 protein eta
Exons: 2
Coding region: 260-1003 (247 amino acids)
Biological process (GO): signal transduction
Cellular component (GO): cytoplasm
Source: RefSeq, a predicted model, not a curated record